GAACAAAGUGAGUAAUUUUUAAUAUUAUUGUAAUUGACGGUGUCUUUAUAAAAAUAAAUAAAUCAAUAAAUUUGCAUAACAUAUAGAAGUUUGGUCGCGUGCUGUAUUGGUGUUUUCUAACUAAAUAUAAUGGAGAAGACAAACUAAAUAAAAUUAUAGGCCAGAUGGUGAAAAAGUCUUAAACUAAACUUUGAAGAAAUUUUAGCCAUCAUUUUGAGACACAACGCCAAACCAGCUGAAUCACAAAACUAAUAUCAUGCAGAAAAGAAAAAAAAAAAUAAAUAAAUAAAAUAAAAUUGAAGCUGUACGUCUCGUUUAGGAAAAGACAACAAUGCCCCUAGCGUGAACAUAUGCUGAAUGAGGUGUUAGAUUCUAUGGAUUCAUAAGAAAUGUCUUUACUUUCUUAAUUUUGUCAACUUCAUUUUGUUUUGGGUUUUGUUUGAUCCUAAAUCAAAGGGCUCUCUCUCUCUUCUCUUUCUGUAAGGAUGCAUGUGUUAGCUAUAGAAAAAAAUCAGAAAAUUAAUUAAUGUAUGAUUGAGAGAGAAAUAAUUAGGAAGGAAGAUUAGGAAAAGAAGAAGAAGAAGAAGAAGAAGAUGGAUUUGCUGGGGAACGGAACGUUUAGUGGGUUGUGGCCUGGUGCGUCGCCUGAUAAAGGAUGCAAGACAGUGAUAACAAUGAAUGUAGCAAAUAUAGCCUUUUACAUGUUGGGUUUCUUCUUCAUGGUCUUCUUAUGCAAUGGUUUACACGCCCUCCUCAGGCCUUUGUCCCAGCCUCGCAUCAUCUCUGAAUCCACCGUAGGAUUAUUUCUUGGAAACAUACCAUUCAUACGAUAUGCAAUCAACAGCAAAGAAGGGAACAGAACACUGAAUAAUGUAGCUGAUGUGGGUAUGAUUUGCAACAUGUUUGUGUUAGGCCUAGACAUAGAUCCUAACAUACUCCUUCAACCCCCAUCCCGCGAGACUAAAGUGGCCUGUGCAGGCAUGCUCUCCACAUUUGUCCUAGCCCUCUUAAUAACUCCAUGGCUCUACUUCCCUAAAGUUUCAAAUCUUCUAUUCAACGUUUCCCUCUCUGUCGUUGUCUCCGGCACCGCCUCUCCCCUCCUCACCCGUCUCAUAACCGACAAAAAGAUCGGUAAAUCAGACAUAGGACGGUUUGUGGUGUCCGCGGGGACGCUGUCCGACUUGGUGUCUACUCUCAUCCUCUCCCUAGGGUACAUUUUAUUUGAUCCUCUUGCUAAUUAUAACACCCGAAAUUUGAAGUCAGUCCUCGGAAUGAUUUCUACCUUGGUGAUCCAAUCUGUGAUAGCUGCAAAGGUAUCACCGGUAUUCAUGAACUGGGUGAACAGCGAAAACCCUGAAGGGAAACCCAUAAAAGGCUCACAUCUAGUCCUCUCAACAGCAUAUGUUGUGGUGCUAUGCAGUUGUUCGCCGACAAUGGCAGGGUUCAACAAGAUGUUAAGCGCGUUUUUGGCGGGGAUAUUUAUGCCAAGGGAAGGGAGGAUAUCAAAGAUGAUGAUUAACAAAGUUCACUACUUCUUGAUUACCAUGUUUUACCCACUUUUUUUCUUUUGGGUGGGUUCUGUAACUGCCUUGGAGGAAUUCGAAGGCGGCCAAAUAGGGACAUGGGCAAGGUUUUUUUUCCUUUUUGUGACUGCAACAGCCGGGAAAGUUGCCGGCACUGUCGCGUCCGGGGUGAUGUUAGGGUUUCAUUGGCCGGAAUCAGUUGCCAUUGGUUUGCUUCUGAACGUAAAGGGGCAUAUUCAUGUGUACCUGGCUAUCAUUGCGAAUGUAUAUAAUAUCACAACAACUUCUACCAGCACAACAAUGGUAUUUGCAUCCAUCCUGACCAUUAUUUACACACCGCUGGUGGUGGCAAACAUCAUCGAACGUGCACGAAAACGCUCACCAACCCAACGGAUGGCGCUACAAUGGCUCAAUCCAUCAAGCGAGCUUCGGAUUAUGCUGUGCCUUCAUGGUCCUCAAAAUGUGCCUUGUGCCAUCAACUUCAUGGAGAUUUCUAGAGGGCCAGUGGAACCCGGCAUCAUGGUUUACCUUACUGACAUGAUCGAACUAACUGACAAAGUAGCAGCCACACUGUCACACGGUGAUGCAACCGAGUCGGUGUCUGUCACCGACAAGACGGUGAUUGCCAGGAGAGAGCAGAUAACAAAUGCAGUGAAAACUCAUUUAGAGGAGGAUGGGAAAGGCAUCAGUAUCCAGCGAAUGCUUUCCCUCGCAACAAUCAAUAACAUGUAUCAGGAUAUCUGCAUUCGAGCCGAAGACUUGUUAGCUUCCCUAAUCAUAUUGCCAUUCCACAAAGAUCAGCAGACAGAUGGGCGGUUCAAUGCAGGCCAUUCUGGAUUCAGACAUGUCAACCGUAAGGUGCUUCGACAUGCCCCGUGCUCAGUGGGAAUUCUAGUGGACCGAGGUCUUGGAUUGAUCAACACCAAGGCAGAACCAUCUGUACCCCUUAAUGCAGCAGUCAUUUUCAUCGGUGGCAAAGAUGACCGGGAGGCGCUAGCCUAUGCCAGUCGCAUGGCCAGACAUCCAGGUGUGAAGCUCACAGUCAUAAGAUUCCUUCUGGAUUCGAAUUCAAAUAGUGGUACAACAAGAGCUGGUAGAGCAAGGCUAAAAACUGAGGAGCAAGAAGAAGAGAUGAAGCUAGACGACGAGUUCUUUGCCGAGUUCUACGACAAACAUGUAGCCGAAGGGUUUGUAGCUUACAUGGAAAAGUAUGUUGCUAAUUCCGGUCAAACGUUUUCCAUCCUGCAGUCAUUUGAAGGGCAAUAUGAGCUCUUCAUUGUGGGGCGAGGAGGGAGGGCAAAUUCGGUGUUGACAAUUGGGAUGAAUGACUGGGAGGAGUGUCCAGAACUUGGCCCUGUAGGUGACAUUCUUUCAACUUCAGAAUAUUCUGGGACGGCCUCUGUCUUGAUCAUCCAGCAACAUAGUCUUAAAGGAGAAUUAGAUGGCCUCGACGACGAAUUUACAAUCAUGUAAUUAAAUGUCCAGUGUAUUUGAUUUCAAGAAACAUAUAUAAUUGAUAGCAAGGAAGCUGUGUAUGUGAGGACAAUGUGAGAAAUGACUGGGAAACUAUUACAUAG
Molecule: messenger RNA, 3100 nt
Organism: Cornus florida
Lineage: Eukaryota; Viridiplantae; Streptophyta; Magnoliopsida; Cornales; Cornaceae
Product: cation/H(+) antiporter 28
Exons: 5
Coding region: 594-2996 (800 amino acids)
Biological process (GO): regulation of pH; proton transmembrane transport
Cellular component (GO): endomembrane system; membrane
Molecular function (GO): antiporter activity
Source: RefSeq, a predicted model, not a curated record